Molecule: messenger RNA, 724 nt
Organism: Actinia tenebrosa (Australian red waratah sea anemone)
Lineage: Eukaryota; Metazoa; Cnidaria; Anthozoa; Actiniaria; Actiniidae
Product: ubiquinol-cytochrome-c reductase complex assembly factor 2
Biological process (GO): mitochondrial respiratory chain complex III assembly
Cellular component (GO): mitochondrial matrix
Source: RefSeq, a predicted model, not a curated record
CGAGUAUAGUAAACAUGGCUUCCAGAAGCAGAUCUCUGACUCCUCAACUUUACCAACGAUUUCGUCAAGUUUGUGAGCAAUGGCCUGUGGAUAAGACCAGAUGUGGGAGAGACCUUGGUGCACAUAUCAAGGAGAACUUCGGGGCUAACAUGAAAAAUUCUAAAAUUGAUACGAAUGAAGCUGAAAAGAUGCUGGACAGUCUGGUGAAAAUUAGUUCUAACUAUUACAAAGAAAAGUAUCCUAGAAAACGUGACACUGCCUUCUCAACUGAUGUUGCCAAAGAAGCAGGAGCUGUAUUGUCUACACAGUAUCAAAAUCAAGUAAGAGAAAAAGCAAGCAUUUGGCAUAAACUAGUUGGAAAGAAAUGAAGAUGUCCAUUCGUUGGAAUAAUUACUCUCAGUAGAACUGUAUAAAGGCUUUAUUCAUCUUACUGAUCGAAUCUUCUCCAUCUGAUUGUGUGAGAUGUGGUUGUCUACUAAGCUUUUUUUAAUUCAAUUUAUGACACGUUUACAAUAAACGAACAAUACUAGAUAUUUACAAUGGUAUAACUUAUAUUCAAGGRUUUCCAUUUUUUAAGAUGGACAUUGGUGUCAUAUAUAUUACGAUGCUUUUAUUUGUCGAUAAUGUUUCAAUUUUCCAAUAGGAAACAAAGGUCUGGUUGCAUGGAGUAUGUUUGGAUUGAUUUUUUUAUUUAUUUUAAUAUAAAUUAAUAUGAGAAAAUUAA